UUUUCGAAUUUUGCUAUUGCCGAUGUUUGAACAAAGAAGCAUAUGCAAACUAAAAAACAGAAUUGCUUACAUGUAAAAUGAAGGAUCUAGCUUCCAUUGAUUUUAAAGACAACGUUCGAUUUGUUGUUAGAAGGUAUCUGAAGACAAUGGGUAUCAAAGUACCGAAGCAGAAGAGCGUUAAAAUUCAACCUUCGGAUGACAACAAAAGUGGUGUAUUUGGUGUUUGUUUGGAAAAGGUGCCAUCGGUUAACAUUGGAGAGGAUUUCUACUGCAGUGUGCCAAAAUUCUUGGUGGAUUGUGCAAAUUUCCUUCAGCAACAUCUAGAGACAGAGGGUCUCUUUAGAAAGUCUGGGUCUAUUCAAAGACAAAAGCUGCUCAAGCAGCAAAAAGCAGAAAAUGGAGAGGAAUUCAAGAAUGUUCAACCCCAUGAUGUUGCAAGUUUGGUGAAACAGUUUUUCAGGCAGCUUCCAGAACCACUUCUGACUGUUCUGCUUCACGACUGCUUCAUAAAGACUCAGCGUAUGGAAGAUCAUGGUGACCAGACUGAGGCAGUGCUGCUACUCUGUCUCUUGCUACCAAUUCCACAUCUCAGUACACUGCAGUUUACCAUGAGGUUUCUGGCCAAAGUAGCAUCAUGCUCGCAGCACAGUAAAAUGGGAACCUCAAACCUUGCCAUUGUUCUCACCCCUAACCUUAUACACAACACAAAGAAGGAAGGAAACAAUGCCUCAGAAAAGCAGCUUAAAGAGCAGACUGCUGUCAUUGAUAUCCUUCUGAAAAAUGCUGAUGACAUUGGCUUAGUAAAUGAGGACAUUUAUGAGCGAGCAAAAAUGAUUGGAGAUGAAAUUGUGGAUGGUCUAACAUCAUCUGGUGAUGAGCUUGAUGCAGACUUGAGGAGAGGCAAUAAGAGGCAAUCAAGAGCACGAACACGGACUGGCUCACUCUCAGGCUUUGUAUCUGGUCUGGGCCAAAGUCUAAGCAAGUUCAAAACCUCAUCCUCCAAAACACCAGUUCAUACUCACAGGCGCUCCAGAAGUGUGAAGGCAGAUUUAAUGAGAAACAAGGUGAAAUAUAAUCUUGACGACAAUGGUUUGGGCAAACAAGAUGACCUGGAACUGGAGAAUUUUGUGGUCCGUAACAGCCAAAGAAUGAGCCUGAGGUUGUACAACAAACGUCGGCCACUGGAUCAGAACGCCUCUUCAGCUUCCCCUGCAGUCAAAAGAAGAGUGAUGAUGACUGAUUUGACCAACGUUCAAGGUAUCAGCAAUCCUCGUCUUGUAUCAGCCUCCACCCAGAUGUUCACAACGCCUAUUAAACCACUGGCUCCUUUAAAACCACUUACUGAAAUGGUUAAACCUGGUCAUGGCCGGAUAUUGCUGUCAAAUGAAACAGAGCACAUCAAGGUUGUUGAUGCUAUGUCCUAUGUGCCCUCUCCAAGUGAGAGGUGUCAUGGAAGCAGUCACUGCAUUACGGCAUCACCAACUUUAAGCAGUGGUUCAACUCUGAUGUCACCAAAACAUCAUCACGACCAAGUGUUUGAAUCAGCAACAGCUGCAACUGAUGAGUUCAGAGUACUGGCUGGACCACGAAGAAGAGUCAGGAGACGACAUUCAUCAGGUGCAACAACUUGCUUCUCAUCCUCUCCACGUAACAGAUAUCAAGCCAGCUCUAAGAACUCUGUAAUGAGGGAAUUAGAGCAAGGCAAAACCAAACAGUCACACAGCCCCACCCUGCUGCCAAAUGAUGCAUUGGAAAUAAGUCAUAUUUCAGUUGCUGCUACUGUAGAACCAAUGAAUGUAGGCACUCCUUCAACUCGUGUUCUGUAUUCUGGAUCAGCUCUGCAAAAACAAAAUACCAACCUAACCCCUUGUAAAUUCCACCGUGCAACUCCCCCAAUGCCAGCAACCAACACAGAGCUUAGAGAGAUGCUGUCUCAGAAGAUUUAAUGCCACACUACCAAAGACAUCAAACUCAUUGAACAAAGCUAUCAUAUUGUAAUUUUGAUCAUUACUAAAACUUUUAGUUCUGAAAAGUAAUUUACUAUUGUGACAUUCACUAUAGAGGUAUGAAGCAAAGGGAAAUAUGCAGUUCUAGUGAAUGGAGCACCGACAGGUUUUAAACAUUGUUAAACUUGUUGGGUUCUGAAGUGAGUGAAGAUGUAAGAUUGUCACAAAUCAACAUUGCAUUUCAAAAGACCACUGUUGUAAGAAUCCUUAAGUUUAAUGCAACAGGCUUAAUAGGCUGUUUGAUCUGGCUUAGUCAGUGCAUAUUAUUGGAGAAAUGAUUUGUUGACCAGGUUGUGGCACAGCAUAGAACUUAAAUAAAUGAUACAAGACU
Molecule: messenger RNA, 2337 nt
Organism: Orbicella faveolata
Lineage: Eukaryota; Metazoa; Cnidaria; Anthozoa; Scleractinia; Merulinidae
Biological process (GO): signal transduction
Molecular function (GO): GTPase activator activity
Source: RefSeq, a predicted model, not a curated record